Dracunculus medinensis (Guinea worm) is the source of this 921-nucleotide messenger RNA. The record is from the annotation of a GenBank genome assembly. NCBI's taxonomy places the organism in Eukaryota, Metazoa, Nematoda, Chromadorea, Rhabditida, Dracunculidae.
AUGUCGAAGCGAAAAGUUUUAUUGAUGGGUAAGAGCGGAUCUGGGAAAACGUCAAUGCGUUCAAUAAUUUUUGCUAAUUAUAUCGCUCGCGAUACCAAUCGGCUAGGACCCACAAUGGAGGUUGAGCAUGCCCAUGUUCGGUUUUUGGGAAACUUGGUUCUUCAUCUGUGGGACUGUGGUGGUCAAGAAGUUUUUAUGGAAAAUUAUCUUGCGUCGCAAAAGGACCAAAUUUUCAAAAAUGUUCAGGUACUGAUCUACGUCUUUGACGUUGAAAGUCGGGAAAUAGAAAAGGAUUAUCGCUAUUUUCAAUCAUGUCUAGAGGCUUUACUACAGAAUUCUCCAAAUGCUCAUUUGUUUUGCCUUAUACAUAAAAUGGAUUUGGUUUCUGAAGAACAUAGGGAGCAGGUUUUUAUUGAAAAGGAACGUGAUAUUCUAACACGAGUGAAAUCAGAAUGUGAGAAAUUAAAUCGAUCGGAAAUUUCAUGUCAGUGUUACCGUUCAUCUAUAUGGGAUGAAACUCUCUACAAGGCUUGGUCAGCUAUUGUCUGUAAACUUGUGCCAAACGUUGCAUCUAUGGAGGCUAAGUUGCAGUUAUUCGCAUCAAUUAUCGAUGCAGAUGAGGUAAUGUUAUUUGAAAAGGCAACGUUUCUCGUUAUUGCUCAAGCCCAAAUUGUUUCUCAUUCAGAUAUUCAUCGUUUCGAAAAGGUGUCAAACAUAAUUAAACAGUUCAAAUUAUCUUGCAGCAAACUGGGCUCACAGUUUGAAUCAAUUUCCAUAAGAAAUAGUAAUUUCUCAGCAUUCGUCGACAGUUUCACGUGUAAUACAUUUAUAAUGGUUGUCUUAUCGGAUACGACAAGUGCGACUACAUUAAUGAAUAUUCGAAAUGCAAAAAAACAUUUUGAAAAACUGGAAGUAAGGUAG